UGAUUUGCCUAGGUUUAGAGAGGAUGAAGAACGAGAACGCUGCAGCGACGCCUGAGUACGCGAUAGCUAAAAUAAUGGUGUGGUGGGACAUGAAGGACUGUCCAAUUCCCGGGGGUUAUAAUGCUCGUCGGUUCCGUCGGAGUAUAGAAGGGGCGUUCAACAAUCUAGGCUACUCUGGUCCUGUCUCCAUCACUGCCUAUGGCGACCAAACACAAACUCCUGACCAUCUCCUGCACGCGCUCUCUUCAACUGGAAUCGCUAUUGCACAUGCCAGAUCCGAAAGCACAGCCUCACUCAUGUAUUCGGAUAUGGUGAAAUGGCGAGGUCAUAAUCCUCCUCCGGCUACAAUGAUGUUCAUAUCCGAUCAGGUGGACUAUGUCUUCUCUUUGGAUCUGAUCCGGCUACAACAAAAGACGCUAUACAACCUCUUUCUGGGUUAUUCGGUUCGUUCUAAAGCCAUAGCAGAGUUGCUCACCUCUGCAGAGUGGCGCUGGGAAAAAUUACUAUGGUCGACCCCUGUGGUUAAUAAACAUGAAGAAAUUAUUUCUGCCAUGUUUUAUUGUAAAUCGUGCCAAUUCGAUUGCCAAAGCCUGGAGAUAUUCAGGAACCAUCUCUCGAGUAGUAAGCAUGCAUGGCAAGAGGUUAGAAAACCUACUGCUCGACAACUUGCCCCUGUAACGCGCAAGUGGGGAAGGAACUACCCGGCCAAGCCUGAGUACGCCACAGCUAAAAUAGUGGUGUGGUGGGACAUGGUAGACUGUCCGAUUCCCGAGAGUUUUGAUGCUACUCGGGUCCGUCCAAGUUUAGAAGGAGCGUUCAAGAAUUUAGGCUACUCUGGCCCUGUCUCCAUCACUGCCUAUGGUGACCAAUCACAAACUCCUGAUCAUCUCCUGCGAGGGCUCUCUUCCACUGGAAUCGCUGUUUCACAUGCCAAUUCCCAUCGUAGACUCAUGCGCAUGAUUUCUGAUUUGCAUACAUGGCUAAUCAAGAAUCCUCCUCCAGCUACAAUUAUGCUCAUACUCGAUGAUGUAGAUGAUGUUUUUUCAAAUUUUGUUUCCGGGUUUCAACAAAAGAAGAAAAACAACAUUUUCCUCGCUUACCCAUAUAGGCGUUACAAAAUGUCUGCCGUGGUCACCUCUGCAGAGUGGCUCUGGGAAAGCUUACUGGCAGUUUCAGAGACUAGAAGACACGUUCUUCAGAGGUGCAGUCAAAGGGGUGAAUCUACCCAAAUGUUUGAUUGCAAAACGUGCUGUUUUGAUUGCAAUAGCCUUGAUCAUUUCAGGAAACAUCUCUCGAGUAGAAAACAUAAAUGGGGAGAGUACCGUAUCCAUGCGGAUGUUCUAGCAAGCAAGUACGAUCUAGAACGUAUUCGAUUAGGCAGGGAGCUUAUGGAAGAAGAUUUUGAAAUGAACGAACGUGUGGGAAAACAUCUAAAACGUUCGAGGAAGACAUUCCGGACUGGUUUUCGGCCUUUUCAUGAUCACUUGCAUCUUAUUAAUCGUAGAGCUUAAUAAUCUUAUAGCCGGAUCUGGCUCAAGUGUCUACCCAACGGCCACAUGAUCAGCUGGCAGCUUUGAGAGGGAGUUAAUGAAUUCGGUCUAGUCCUCGAAGCUUUUUUUUUAGUUUCUGUCUUUGUUUCAGGAUACUCGUUUGGACUAUUUAUUUUUCGUUUCGUUAUUUUUAUUUUAAACUAUUAACUUUUAAAUUAGUUAAUCAUAUUUACAAUUA
Capsella rubella is the source of this 1728-nucleotide messenger RNA. RefSeq lists its product as uncharacterized. The record is from RefSeq and is a predicted model, not a curated record. Gene Ontology annotation, molecular function: RNA nuclease activity. Gene Ontology annotation, biological process: regulation of gene expression. Gene Ontology annotation, cellular component: peroxisome. The transcript has 7 exons. The coding region runs from base 24 to 1511 and encodes 495 amino acids. NCBI's taxonomy places the organism in Eukaryota, Viridiplantae, Streptophyta, Magnoliopsida, Brassicales, Brassicaceae.